This is a messenger RNA of Pseudo-nitzschia multistriata, 1810 nucleotides long. Lineage: Eukaryota; Bacillariophyta; Bacillariophyceae; Bacillariales; Bacillariaceae. The record is from the annotation of a GenBank genome assembly.
UUCAAUUGUUAUUUUACGCGUAGUAUAUUCUUUUGAAAAGGAAUGCCAUAAAGUUCUGAAAUCUGGCAACUUCCGAAGAACCCGUCAGACUUAAGGUCAUGAAACCUGGUUACAAGAUUGGAAAGUGCACAUGAAAAUCCGAUGAAAACGAGCCACUGAAAAUCCUUUUUUCUUGAUCUUCUUGAUGCUCAAAAAUGAAAAAUUCAUCUUUGCAUUGCGACUACGUACAUACAGUACUAUUUGCGUGUACUGUACUUAUUUGUCCAGCGAAAAAGUGUAUUUUCUACACCAGUAGCUCACAAAACGAUUUUACUUGUAUUUUUGUCUCUACUAAUAACCUAACAUGUUGAUGCGUCUUCUUCUUGCUGGAUCCCUCUUUAUGGGCGUUGCUGAAUCACAGUACACAUGUCAGUUCUCCGAGGAAAUCUCCAUCCACAAGGGUGGGACAACCUUUCUAUCAAACUACGUUAACGAAGACGAAGGGACCUUCACCAUGCGCCUUCGCUACACUGGUGGACAGGCCUGGGUCGGCAUCGGGGUCAACACCGAGGGCAAGGGCGACAUGAUGCCGGCACACGCCGUGAUUGGAGACGUCAGCCGUGGAGUCAAGCGUUACAGUCUAAUUAACGACGACAAGAAGGCCAGUGGAGUGAUUCCACUGGAGGAUGUCAACGCUCACCUCAAAGCAGGGAAAUUCCACCAGACCGACAGCGAGUCCAUCCUAGAAUUCACCCAGGACCUCGUUGUACGGGAACCAGGCAGCAGCGUCGUCUACCACGAGAUUUCGUUGUCCUCCGUGUGGAUCUUCGCCAUCGGACUGCCCGGUAACGCAUGGGAAGGAAAGCACAAGGUCCACGGUGCCUUCGAUGGUUUGGAGCUUUUCAAGGGCUGUGUCAAGGACACCGAUCCACCGACUCUCCCUCCAACCGAUAUGCCCGCCAAUAUUCCUACUAAUAUGCCAACACUUCCUCCCACGGAAAAGCUCACCUUUGAAGCAAACGGCGUCGACUAUGCCAUCAAUCAAGAAGACCCCUACGGGGACGAAGCCUACACGUUUGAUGGCUACAACGAGACCUUCAGAAACGAGACCUUCAGAAACGAGACCUUCGCAAAGAUUUCAUUCAUCGAAAGCUCAUCGGAGGCUACCAGAGGAUUGUGGGUCGCCCACGGUAUCCUUAUGGGAUUGGCAUGGGGCAUUCUUGCUCCCCUUGCCAUCGGCGCCGCCUACUUGAAGAAGAACUUGUCUGUUCUCAGUCAAGACGCCCACUGGCUCAAGGUUCACUUUUACCUCGGUGUUCUUGUGGCGUUGUUCACCUUCAUCGGUUUCAUUCUGGCCAUCGUCGCGACCAAGAAAGACGACGACCUCCCCCAUUUCAAGGAGGACAUUCACCACGAACUCGGUCUCGCCAUCUUUAUCUUGGUUCUCUUUCAAGGACUCGCUGGCUACAUUCGACCCAGCCCCGUACCCGCUGCUCCGAAGAGCACGGACGACGCGGAAGAAUCCAGUCAAGUCGCUGGCAAGAAGGCGUUGUACACUCGAAGAGUCUGGGAGUACACACAUCGCAUGUUGGGAAUUGUUCUUUUGGGCAUUUCUUGGUGGAACUGCCAGUCCGGCAUCGUUUUGCAAGCCGAGAAGUACGACCAAGACGACGAGCAAUUCAUGCUCAAGGUCUUUUGGGGACUCAGUGGAGCUAUUGCUGGAAGCAUAUUUUUCGUGGGAUAUGUUUUGAGAUUGUCAACUGAUUAAUACUGCUUCGGUCCCAUCUCGUAAUUAAAUUUAUAUGGACCUUAAUGAAUAUAACUAAACUAG